AUGAGCGAGAAGAAGAGCUUCUUUCGGGUUGCCAAGAAGCAACUGACGCGCCAGCAGGAGAAGAUCAGACAAAAGCUGAGCAAAACAGAGCAUGUGGAGGACGAGGAGUUUGCAGAGCACGUCGCCAACUUCAACGCCCAGGCGAUGCAUGCAACGCGAUUGCACAAGGAGGUCGGCAACUACAUCAAGGCAGUGCGAACCAUGGCCGCUGCGAGCCGCUCCCUGGGGGACGCCAUCAAGACGGUCUACGACCCCGAUUGGGACAACAGCGAAGAGGCAUACAGCACCAUCGAGACGCUGGAGCAAAUCUAUAUGGAUCUCGUGGAGAAACUUCAGGAGGAAGUGCUUGAACCCCUCAGCUCGUACACAUCCCAGUUCCCAGUGAUCAAGGCGCGGAUUGCCAAGCGCGACCGACGGUGCUUGGACUUUGAGCACGCAAAACGCGUCCUCGACCACGCAAAGGAGAAGACAAGCACCCACAAGGCGCAACAGGCACAAGACGCAUUUGAGAACGCAAAGCACCAGUUUGAGUCCAUCAACCACGAAUGCCACGACAUGCUCCCGUCCUUCUACCAAGGCCGCGUUCCGUUCUACGCCGCUGUCCUGCACUCCUAUUUCACCAGCGAGGCCGUCUUCCACGGCGCAUCGCAGUCGGUACACGGGGAACUGCAGCAGUACCUGGAUGCUGUUGCGGAUAACGUACCGUCACGUGCACAAGCACCAAGGAUUCGGCCGAUGAGUGAUGAAUUGGAAGAUCAGCAGUUGCGCGACAGUGACGGCGACGGCGAUGAUGAUGAUGAUGAGGAGAAUGGCAGUAGGACGACAACACAAGAGCAGCAGCAGCAGAUACCCGAGGACGAGACACACAAAACCACGACAGAGGCGCUACCGGAAGUGCUCAUGACCCCAGCGCCCGAGCCACCAGAGAGCGAUUCGGCACCGGAGCCUGACACGUCAGCGCACGUGCUUGAGGUGCGCAUUGCAACACACCCGUACGACGGACAAGACGAGGACGAGUUGACAUUACGCAAGGGUGACGUCAUUGACGUCCUUGAAUUUGAGGACCCGGAGUUUGAGGUGCGUUCUGCGCUGCUGACGGCGGCCAGUUGGCGUGGUGACUGUUGA
This is a messenger RNA of Salpingoeca rosetta, 1125 nucleotides long. RefSeq lists its product as uncharacterized. Bases 1 to 1125 code for a protein of 374 amino acids. NCBI's taxonomy places the organism in Eukaryota, Choanoflagellata, Craspedida, Salpingoecidae. The record is from RefSeq and is a predicted model, not a curated record. Gene Ontology annotation, molecular function: protein binding; phospholipid binding. Gene Ontology annotation, cellular component: cytoplasm; plasma membrane. The transcript is spliced from 13 exons.